This is a messenger RNA of Eimeria maxima, 1407 nucleotides long. RefSeq lists its product as hypothetical. The transcript is spliced from 10 exons. Gene Ontology annotation, molecular function: palmitoyl-(protein) hydrolase activity. NCBI's taxonomy places the organism in Eukaryota, Apicomplexa, Conoidasida, Eucoccidiorida, Eimeriidae. Gene Ontology annotation, cellular component: membrane. The record is from RefSeq and is a predicted model, not a curated record. Bases 1 to 1407 code for a protein of 468 amino acids.
AUGGCGCGACUUCGGUUGAUGUCCAUCUUUUCCGGCGUGUUGUUAGUGGCCCUUAUUGGUGUUGUGGUUAUCGUAAGCUUGAUUUGGCUGUUCCAGGAGAAACUCCUAUUUCUAAAUGAAUUUCCAAUAGGAUACAAGACUGCGGACUUGAAUCCUAAAGGCAUGCGCCAUCCUGGAGAACUAGGGACUCCCUUUAAGGAAGUUUCAUUCACAACUCGCGAUGGUUGUAAGCUGAACGCGUGGCUGCUGCUUCACAGUGACCCCUUGACGGCCCCGACUUUUAUUUUCUUCCACGGAAAUGCCGGAACAGACGUUGGAUUUCAUAUGGGCCAUGCUAACUUGAUUUGUAGAGACGUUGGCGCGAAUGUUUUGCUCUUCGACUACAGGGGCUACGGGCGCAGCGAAGGCACACCCACGGAGGAGGGGGUCUACGCAGAUGCGGACUCUGCCCUGGACUUCCUCUUGAGCAGCUCGCUUGUGAACAAUAAAGACAUUUUCCUAUUGGGUCACAGCCUAGGUGGCGCUGUAGCUAUUGACCUCGCACAUCGCAGAGGGGAACAUUUGAAGGGCAUUGUCGUCGUGAACACCUUCACUUCGUUGCGCGACGUUAUUCACGAUGUAGCUCCCUUUUCCAAAGGGUUUGAUUGGCUCCUAGAUUCCGUUCAGCGCAUGAAAUUAGUGAGUCUAGAAAAGGUACGCAAAAUGCAAGUACCAGCUCUUUUUGUUUCUGGUCGCGAAGACGAGCUCAUACCUCCUCGUCACAUGGAUGUGCUUCACAAUGAAGCUCCAAGAGUUUAUUACUGCGGCGAUUGCAUGGUCGGAAGCAGCUCGCACAACCGACGCCGGUGCACUGUCCAGCAGAGAAGAAUCCCUUGUUGCAUCAGGUUUGUUCCUGUCCUUCAGACAUCCUCCGGACGGAAGGGCGGAGUCGUUCCAGUUUCUAAGGAAACUGGUACACCCAAUGCACCAGAGUAUCAUCAGGAAGGCGUGCUCUCGGCCUCCAGCCCAAGCGAUCCCGGGGCUUUGAACGACACAGUGGAGGACGGGGGACAAGAAGUAGAUGAUACAAGUCUAAGGCCGUCAUCUGGCUUGAAGCUUCAAUUGACGAUUGCUCUAUUGGUUGCUGCACUGCUUAUACGGGGAAGCAUAAAGGCGAAGACUCUAAAGCGACAAAUGGAUGAUAUUGUACGAGAACCGUAUGUGGAUAGGACCUCUGGCUUGGAAUUCGAUAUUUCCGGCAGUAUACAAACUCCCGAAAGGCCCAUUUUUGGUGUGGUAGAUGAUUACCCAAUGGCAAUGGUUGCCCCGCCGACGUCCCGGACGCCAGUCCCCACAUCUGCCCCCACACCUGUUGAAUCCGUUGUUGAACAAUCGGAAGCGCCCUGUGUCGACGCUCCCACCGUUUGA